Molecule: messenger RNA, 1633 nt
Organism: Neltuma alba
Lineage: Eukaryota; Viridiplantae; Streptophyta; Magnoliopsida; Fabales; Fabaceae
Exons: 6
Coding region: 120-1418 (432 amino acids)
Source: RefSeq, a predicted model, not a curated record
AGAGAGGAAACCAAGUUUAGUACAGAGGAUGUUGAGACUGUUUUUCGGGCUCUCAAUGAAGCAUUGGAGUUUCUGAAUCGACAAGAAGAUUUGAAGCUGUUUCGCAGAAUCGUUAGGUCAUGGAAACUUCUAAGGAAGAAAUAGUAAUCAAGAGGGCGGAUGAUCACUGGGCUUUCCUGGAACAUAUUGAAGCCCCAAUGUGGGCGGAUUUGACUUUAGAAGCAAAGUCUGGGGUCGAAGACAUAAAUGAUGACUGGUUCAGCGUGAGCCACCUGUUCCACCAGUGGUCUUCGCAUGAGUUAAAAUCUAAAUUUUCCAAAUCUGGUGAGGAGAUAGUGACAUCUGCAUUUGACUCACAAGGACCACCUUCACCAGAACUUCCAUCUUCAGUCUCAAGAUCGAGAGGAAAACACUUUAAGAGCAAGAAGUGGGGUGUUAAUCUGGAUGUUUCGUUUGACAAGAAGCUUCCAGCUAGGAUGUGCUUCCCGGAAGUGUCUGGCUUUGGUCCCGAAGUGAAACCCAAACUAAAUGCGACCAAGUCAAAAGGAACGUCAAGUGCAAAAUCUAUGGCAAAUGGAUAUGCCUUAUCGAAUUGUACCAAAUCUAUGGCUGGCAGGAGCCUAGCGAUAAGGUCAGGUUCUAUGAAUAAUAAGGCCGGUGAGAGUAAUUCAAGGAGUACAAUUACAUCUGAGUAUACUCAGGGACAGGAGAAUUUGACGGAGGUAUCUAGUAAGCCAUAUGAUAAGAAAAGCCAACUUUCUUUCAGGAGUACUACUAGUCUUAGGAAAAGCUGUGUUGUGAAAAAAACAUUAAGAGUGGAUAUUAAUGGUGAUAGCAAGAAAUCAAGAGCGCGUAAAUCAUCUUCCGGAAAGUCUAGUGUUGGUUCAUGUUCAAACCCUGUUUCAGAUGGGAAAGAUGUAGCCAUUGUGAAUCCUGCAGCUAAGAACCGAUGCAAGCUUUCUAACGCAUCCAGGAAAUCUACUGUUCAUAUUGAAGCACCGAAACUUCUUAGCAGAUUGGGAACUACGGCUGAAUUUGCAAAGCCAACUUACCAUAAAGCUACAAAAUCAGUGAUGUACCUUUUGCAGGCCCCACAUCAGAUUUUACCUUCAAGGGCUUGCUUACCUGCCAAUAAACAAAAUUCUUCUACUAGUGCUACAAAGGAGCAACUAGAACAUGGCAAGCCUAACGGUUUGGCUGGCAAGAGAAAUGAGAACAUUGCAAGUUUUGUGGCAGUACAUCAGAAAAGCAGUAAAAGCGAUGUUCUUACUGGGGGCUUCAACGACCAGAGAAUCACAGAACGGAACAUUCUGCGGAAGAGUAACAGUGCAGGAUCAACUGUUUUGAAAGGACAGAGAAAAGCUCCCCGAGAUGCGACGAAUACAAACAACCUAACCAGAAGGAUCUACUUUAGAUAAGGUAGAGCCCCGUACUGACUUGUGUGUGUGUAUAGUGCAAGCUGAGUAUCGUUCCUCAAUAUUGAUUGGGCAUAUUUGUAAAUUGACACUUUUCGGCCCACGUCCCGUAGUUUGGUGUUAGACUUGGGUUGCUUUUCAAGCCCAUUUCACACAUGCUCUCCCCAACAUGCCGUUUUAUGGCUCAUCUUGCGCCCUAAAACGAAUUAGAGGCCCGU